AUGAUUGCAGUUUGGCGUGAAUUUGGACUUCCAAAUCCACGACUCCAUUCGCAACACCACCUCACACACAGCGAGAAGUGCCCGCGUCUCACAGAAGUGCAACAUCGUAGACGAUUUGCGACUCUUUUACCGACUGCGUAUUUCGAUGUGGUCUAUAAAAACGCCCUCCUCAUGCUAAAGCUGCGGACAGCAAGUCGAGUGCCAUGGUCUGUGGAUGUGGCUGUAGCUGUUGCGGUAGCAAAUGCUGUGGUUUCGACUGUGGAUGGGGAUGCUGUUGCGACUGCUGCGGAGGUCCCACCAGUAACAAUGAAUGCACGUCAUUUUGUAGGAACCGAGGCUGCGGACCCGGAUGGCAUGGCUGUGGCUAUCAAGGUGGACAUCCCUCUUAUUGUGGUUGUGCGGGCUGCGGCCAAGGCGGCCGCGGUAGAUUUUGGUGAUAAACUUAUUAACCGAUAG
Hydatigera taeniaeformis is the source of this 456-nucleotide messenger RNA. The record is from the annotation of a GenBank genome assembly. NCBI's taxonomy places the organism in Eukaryota, Metazoa, Platyhelminthes, Cestoda, Cyclophyllidea, Taeniidae.